AUGAGUGCUAACCCUUUUACAAAGCAUCUAGGGGAUGUUACAGAUCCAACAGAUUUUAGAAAUACCAGACUCCCUGUACUUGCAGAACUUGAUGUCCUUGAGAGAUGCUAUAUAUGCAAAGAGUUCUUCCGAGCUCCCGUUUCAACAACCUGUAAUCAUACCUUUUGUUCACAAUGUAUCCGAGAAUAUCUAAUAACUAAUAAUCUAUGUCCUUUAUGCAAAUCAGAAGUAUUUGAAAGUAAUUUGAGACGCGAUGUUUUGUUGGAAGAAAUCGUGACUUGCUAUUCAAAGAUACGACCACAUCUUUUAAAAUUGAUAAAGAAGGAUCCAAUAAAAGAUGAUGAGAGAAUAGAAGUAGUUGCGAGUACUAAGAAACGACAGUUGGAAGACGUGGAUAUUAUAGAAAUUGCAUCAGAUGACGGAGCAAGUAGUGAUGAGAAUAAACGAAUGAAAAUGGAACCAUCCUCAAGUGAUUUACAAGAUAUUCCUAGCAUCCCUAGUAGUGAUGAUUUAGUUUCAUGUCCUGUAUGUGAAAUGCAGAUGUCUGCUGAAGUCUUGCAAAACAGCCAUAUUGAUGAUUGUUUGAAUGGGAAAGUUCCGAGACGAAGUAUCACUAGGAUCACCUCCAAAACGAAGCAGUCACCUAGAAAUUCGAUCUCAUCAUUCUUCAAGCCUGUAUCAAGUACACCAGUACGAUCAUCGCCCUCCCCUAGUCCACCGACAACAUUAGGUAAUGCGGACUAUUAUUUUAAUGAAACAACGAAGCAAACUCUUGAGACAAAACGACUUUCGAAGCUUGAUUUUCUGUCAUUAACUACACCAAAGCUCAAGGAGAAACUUUCAGCAUUGAAACUACCAACACAAGGUACCCGAAAUCAAUUAGAAUUAAGAUAUAAUCAAUACUUUGUGUUGUAUAAUUCGAAUCUUGAUAGUAAUAGACCAAUUUCCGAUAAGAUUUUAAGGCAAAGAUUGAAUCAAUGGGAAUUAUCACAUCUGGCAUUUAAUAACCAAAACGGUGGUUUGUUUAGAAGUCGAAGUAGCAUUAGCAAUAAGUCAAUUACUGAUAAGAAUUUCCUGGUAAAAGAAUGGAUGGAUGCUUAUCAACAAGAAUUCAGAGAGUUGAUUAAGGUGGCUAAAAAAUCUGCCAAGCGGUCCCGCACUGAACGUGCCACAGUUAGUAGUCAACAGAAAGAAGAUGUGACUGAAGAUAGCUCCAGCCCAGGAACAAGUGAUACUAAAAAUAAGUCUAGCUUCAGUGGAAAUAGAAUCUUCUGCGGCAGAAAAUGA
Hemisphaericaspora subhashii is the source of this 1287-nucleotide messenger RNA. RefSeq names its product E3 ubiquitin-protein ligase (gene RAD18). Gene Ontology annotation, cellular component: Rad6-Rad18 complex; nucleus. The record is from RefSeq and is a predicted model, not a curated record. The transcript has a single exon. Gene Ontology annotation, molecular function: single-stranded DNA binding; ubiquitin protein ligase activity. Gene Ontology annotation, biological process: protein monoubiquitination; DNA damage tolerance. Lineage: Eukaryota; Fungi; Ascomycota; Pichiomycetes; Serinales; Debaryomycetaceae. The coding region runs from base 1 to 1287 and encodes 428 amino acids.